AUGUCGUCGUUCACGCCACGCCCGGUUUCUUUUUUCGAUCGCGACGGGGAGAAGAAUACGACGUUGCUCUCCUCGGCGAAAGCGCAGUUGGGGAAAGUGUUCAGUCGAUUUGCUUCUUCUGCCUCCUCUCCUCCCGCGAAUAAUGUUGCGUCUGAAAAGCCUCUGCCUCCUCCGCCUCCGUCGGGAAAUCAGCAUCCUUCGCUUCGAAAAUCCUCCUUGAAGAAGACAUCGUCGCCGCCUGAUUUUUCGGUCGAGAGACACGGCAAAGUGACGUUCGCGAAAGAAGAAGAGGAAGAAGAAGAGGAAGAAGAAGAAGAAGAGGAAGAGGCACAUCGACGCGUUUUGAGACGAGGACGGUCUUCCGGGGUUGGAGAGGGAAAAAGAAGAGACGAAGAGAUGACGACGACUGCUCCCAACGUUGCCGAGACGAGAAAGAGGGAGAUUUCGGCCGAGAAAAGAGAAGAAACGACGACGGGGAAGAAGAGAAGAAACGACGACGACGAGGACAACAACAACAACGAGUACACGGAGGAAGAGAUAUUAGAGAUGGAGACGAUCGUGAGAAUGGCAAAGAGACGGAAAGUGAUGGGCGGCGGCGAUGGCGAUGGCGGAGAACCUCCCGUACGGCAGCCGAGCGAACGACGACGGAAGAGAAGCGAGGAGGUACGGGACGAAGUGGACGACGAUAAGAGUCCGCACGCGAGCGUGCGGGAUAUAUUGCACGCGUACAGACAGAGAAAGAUGGCGAAUAAGACGAGGUACGCGAGCCGGCCGAGAGGGUUAGCGGCGACGGCGGGCGCGACGAGUUACGGGUUGUUGCGACCGAAAGUUUCCAGCGAGAAAAGGACUUUACUUCUUCCGUCGAUGGGGACUAACGGUGCCGCCGUGAAUGGAGGCACGCCGUCGGCAAAAUUAGCGCCGCCAAUUCGGGAUAAAGGAAUGCCGACGUCGCAUAACGUGUUAAAGAAAAGGGAUCCGAGAAUCGUGAGCACCCCUGGGCCGGUGUCCAUCGGUUUCGCGCAAGGCGAAAGGUCCAAGAAAAGGUCGCGAGUUGGAGAGGACGAGUUUAUGCCAUCGUCGGUGAUGAAUAGAAACGUGUCGAGGAAGUUGGAUAGUUCAUCGCCACCUUUGCGUGUUCAACAAGAUCAGGAACAACAGCAAACGCCAAAGGUUGACUUGAGCGCAGUGCGCGCCGCUAAAGAGAAGAUGGCUACUCAAACAGCCUCGAAGAUUUUACGCGCCUUGGAUAGAGCGAACGAAUUUCGCAGCGGAGGAGCGACGCCUGGUAGAAAACCUUCGUUUACGCCGGCAGAGACGACGGGUGGACAACCUCCAUCUCGAUUAAAAUCUACGAAUCAGAAAGGUUUGAAUGUGUCUUUUGCGGACGAUGCGAGAACGCCAUCUCCGGCUGCUGGUGGUGCUGGGACUGCGCCGCCGAGUCACCGAAUGAGCACGCCGUACCCAGCCAAAAAUGGUGGGAGUGGCGGCGAGAACGAGUUUAACGACGUUCAAGGAUGCGAUCAGUCUGUUCUGGCGGAUACAGAGUAUGAGCGAUUACAAAGGAAGUAUGGACGCGUCGCGCAAGAAAGCUUCGAGUUUAACGAAGAGCGCUAUGUGCCCGAGUCCAUCGACGAGGACGACGACGAGCUCGAUGCGUCCGGCAAGAACCAAGAGGACAAUUCUGAUUCGGAAUCAGAUGAUGCGCCAAUUGGCUUCAAAAUGGGUCCUGGUACCGCGCAAAAAGAGAAGAAGCAAUCGUCGCUUAGUUUUGGAACGAAGAUAGCGACGACGACGACGUCGAAACAAGGCAAGAAGAACGAAGGAGACUUGGCAAAACCACCGGUAGUGAACCUUUGGAGUGCUGAUUUUAUGGCGAAGAAUAAAGCGCAUCAAGCAAAAGUUCAAAAAGCUAUCGAAGAAGAAGAAGGCGGAGGUGGUGCGGCUGGCGCCCCUGGUAAAGCGGCUCCGAGUCCGUUUGCACCGACGACAACUGCGGCGGCACCGUCGCCGUUUACGUUUGGCAUUCCGGCUAAGACAGCAGGCGGUGAUAAAGCCACGGAGAAGAAACCAGUGGCAGCAACAGCAACGGGCGGUUUCUCGUUUGGAAUUCCAUCCGCUACUGCGGUGCCGACGUCAAAACCAAAUCCAUUCUUAGUAUCCGCGCAAACGAAGGAAACGAAGGAAACUCCGAAAACCGACGAUAGUACGAAGAAACCGACAUUCCACUUCCGCGCUCCGGAAGGUUCGAGCGAUGGUAGUGGAAACGCUGGUGAAGUGAAACCAUCAACGGCAAAGUUUACUUUCGCUGGAUCGACGCCGAGCGCAGCAUUUUCACCAGCUGCGACGACAUCGACGGAGCCGACGAACGCCGCGGCGCCUCUUCUUGCUAAGCCUGCAUCAGCGGCGCCUACGUUUACUUUCGGCAACACCGCUCCUCCUGCUGUUGCUGGACCAGCUGCUACAGGUGGAGUUGAGAAGAGUGGUUUGCUCGGCUUUUUAGCGUCGACGAAAGAAAAGAAUGAGGAAGUGAAAAAAGAUGAGCCGGCGAAACCGACAACUUUUAGCUUUGGGGGCGGCUUAGCAAACGCGCCCAAGGCGGAUGAAGCAACGGCGAAAACGCCAGCUUUUACCGGUUUUGGCGCCGCGGCGAAACUUCCAACUCCUACAGAAACCUCCAAGAAAGAAGACGGCGAAACGAAGCCUUCCCCUUUCGGCACAACUUCGACGACAACUUCAGCGCCGCCGGUGUCAACUUCGCCAUUCGUUUUCGGUGCUCCUAAACCAGACGCAGCUGCUGAAGCGCCUAAACCGGCGGCGCCGGCGACGUUUGCUUUUGGCGCGGCGAAACCGGCAGAGACGGCAAAACCGGCGACGUUCACCUUUGGCGCUGCUCCGGCUGCGUCACCAGCGGCAGCGAGUUUAUUUGGUGCGGCGGUAGCAAAACCGACCACGGGUACUCCUCCUGCAUCACCAACUCCAGCAUCGUCUUCUCCGUUCACUUUUGGCGGCGCUCCGCCUUCCGCGGCGACGGUUGAGCUAAAGCAAGCCGAGGCAAAAGCUGCGGCUCCGUUCGCCUUCGGUUCGUCCGCUCCGGGAGCAGUAGCACCUGCGCCUGGUGCGUCAGUCAGUGGAGGUUUUACCUUUGGUGCUAGUGCGGCGACUGCGGCGCCUCCUUCCGCGCCAACAUUUACCUUCAACGCGGGCGCCGGAGGAGGUGCGGCGAGCGCGCCCAAUCCAUUCGCUACUACCAGCACAAAUCCGAGUCCGUUUGGAGCAACGACUGCUGCAAAUCCGUUUGGUGGAUCUAACAAUGAUUCGCGACCGUCCAGUCCGUUUGGUGCACCAGCGCCAGUUACUGGAGGUGCAAAUCCGUUCGGUGGUGGAGGAGGAGGGGUGGGAGGUGCGAAUCCAUUCGGCGCGCCGGCGGGUGCGAAUCCGUUUAGCAACAACGCUGGCGCUCCGCCGCAACAACAUCAAUCCGGUAGUUUCGGUGCCCCAUCAAAUAGCGAUAGCUCGCAACAAGUCGUUCCUGGCGGUCGAAAACCUAUUCGUCGCGCGAAACGUCCAACUAGACGUUAG
Molecule: messenger RNA, 3579 nt
Organism: Bathycoccus prasinos
Lineage: Eukaryota; Viridiplantae; Chlorophyta; Mamiellophyceae; Mamiellales; Bathycoccaceae
Exons: 1
Coding region: 1-3579 (1192 amino acids)
Source: RefSeq, a predicted model, not a curated record